Saimiri boliviensis boliviensis (Bolivian squirrel monkey) is the source of this 686-nucleotide messenger RNA. The record is from RefSeq and is a predicted model, not a curated record. NCBI's taxonomy places the organism in Eukaryota, Metazoa, Chordata, Mammalia, Primates, Cebidae.
AAGGGCGGGGAGGCUGGGGUGUGGAAAGUGUGGCGGCCCCGCCCCGGCUCUGGGACCUGCCGCGGCCGCCACCGCCGCCGCCGGCGCCUCAGCUGUAGGGGACCCGCGCGGGUGCGCAGGCGAAAGGCGCUCUUUGCCAGCUGAAAGCCCACCAUGGCGGACGAAAUUGAUUUCACUACUGGGGAUGCUGGGGCUUCCAGCACUUACCCUAUGCAGUGCUCGGCCUUGCGCAAAAACGGCUUCGUGGUGCUCAAAGGACGACCAUGCAAAAUAGUGGAGAUGUCAACUUCCAAAACUGGAAAGCAUGGUCAUGCCAAGGUUCACCUUGUUGGAAUUGAUAUUUUCACGGGCAAAAAAUAUGAAGAUAUUUGUCCUUCUACUCACAACAUGGAUGUUCCAAAUAUUAAGAGAAAUGAUUACCAACUGAUAUGCAUUCAAGAUGGUUACCUUUCCCUGCUGACAGAAACUGGUGAAGUUCGUGAGGAUCUUAAACUGCCAGAAGGUGAACUAGGCAAAGAAAUAGAAGGAAAAUACAAUGCAGGUGAAGAUGUACAGGUGUCUGUCAUGUGUGCAAUGAGUGAAGAAUAUGCUGUAGCCAUAAAACCCUGCAAAUAAAUGGGAACAUCAAGCAUGAACACUGUUUAGUACGAUCCUCUGUGCUUUUAGCAGAGCUGAGGACUUCCAAA